This is a messenger RNA of Candida tropicalis MYA-3404, 1008 nucleotides long. It is a transcript of the gene RAD23, whose product is annotated as Rad23p. The transcript has a single exon. Gene Ontology annotation, molecular function: damaged DNA binding; polyubiquitin modification-dependent protein binding; ubiquitin binding. Gene Ontology annotation, biological process: nucleotide-excision repair; proteasome-mediated ubiquitin-dependent protein catabolic process. NCBI's taxonomy places the organism in Eukaryota, Fungi, Ascomycota, Pichiomycetes, Serinales, Debaryomycetaceae. Gene Ontology annotation, cellular component: cytosol; nucleoplasm. The record is from RefSeq and is a predicted model, not a curated record. Bases 1 to 1008 code for a protein of 335 amino acids.
AUGAUUAAUAAAACAAAGCAAACUCCGACCCCAACUCCGGCACCUGAACAAACUCAAAGUACUGGUUCUGAAUCAAAAUCUGCAUCAACUAAUGAUUCUACUAAAACACAACCAGCUGCAUCCCAAGAAGCUUCAAGUAAUACCACCACCACCACCACCACAAGUACAACAACCAAUGAAUCAACAUCAUCUGGUACACCAGCUCAAGCUCAAUCACAGCAACCACAAGAAUCUAAUGAAUCUACAUUUGCAGUUGGAACUGAAAGAGAAGCCACUAUUCAAAAUAUUAUGGAAAUGGGUUACGAAAGACUGCAAGUUGAAGCUGCAUUAAGAGCUGCUUUUAAUAAUCCUCAUCGUGCAGUUGAAUAUUUAUUGACUGGUAUCCCAGAAUCUUUACAACGUCCAGAACAACCAGUUGCACCAGUUGCACCAGUUGCACAAUCCGAAGCCCCAGUUGGUGAAUCAACUACAACUUCUGCUCAUGAUGAAGAAGAUGAUGAUGAACAUGAAGGUGGACAACAUGAAAACUUGUUUGAAGCUGCAGCUGCCGCUGCUGCUGCUCAAGAAGGUGGUGCUCAUGCUGCUACUGCUGGUGGUGAUGCUGCAUCAGCAGGAGGUGCAGGUUUAGGAGAUGACCAACAAAUGCAACUUUUGAGAGCAGCUUUACAAUCUAACCCAGAAUUGAUUCAACCAUUAUUGGAACAAUUAGCUGCAUCUAAUCCACAAAUUGCAAGUUUAAUUCAACAAGAUCCAGAAGCUUUCAUUAGAACAUUUUUAGGAGCCGGAGGUGAAGAUUUAGGAUUUGAAAUUGAAGGUGAUGAAAGUGGAUUUACUGGUGGUGAAGCUGGGGAAGAAGGUACUGUCCGUAUUCAAUUAUCAGAACAAGAUCAGAGUGCAAUUAAUAGAUUAUGUGAACUUGGAUUUGAACGUGAUUUGGUUAUUCAAGUUUAUUUAGCUUGUGAUAAAAAUGAAGAAGUAGCUGCUGAUAUAUUGUUUAGAGAUAUGUAA